AUGUUUUCGAUGCCAACUUCUUUGAGUCAUCACCAUUCAUAUAACGUACACAUACUAUUGCUGUUAGCAGCGGUACUUCUGCCCACGUUUUACAAUCAGGGCCAUUUCAGCGGAUUUGGUGCGCCGCGGCGGCUUGUGGCCCGCAAGAUUCAGAAGUGCGGCUUCGGCGCCAAGUUCGUGGAAUUCAAGAUCAUCAACUGCCUGGCGGUGGCCCGUUUACCCUUCGGCGUCCGCAUCGACCUCCUCAAGGACGUCUAUCCGCACGAAGUCCAGUAUGAGCCGGAACUGCAUCCGGCGGCCUCGUGGAAGCUGCCGGAAGUGGGCGGCCCGGUCCAGGUCUUUCAGACGGGCAACACCACCAUCACCGCGCCGAACGCUUUGAGUGCGCGCAAGACCUUAGCCAGCAUCUACGCCAAGCUGUACGAGUUCCGCAAGCCCAAGGACAGCGCGGAGCGGAGCGUUGACCAUUAG
Paramacrobiotus metropolitanus is the source of this 471-nucleotide messenger RNA. Its product is annotated as TATA box-binding protein-like 1. NCBI's taxonomy places the organism in Eukaryota, Metazoa, Tardigrada, Eutardigrada, Parachela, Macrobiotidae. The coding region runs from base 1 to 471 and encodes 156 amino acids. Gene Ontology annotation, biological process: DNA-templated transcription initiation. The transcript is spliced from 3 exons. The record is from RefSeq and is a predicted model, not a curated record. Gene Ontology annotation, molecular function: DNA binding; general transcription initiation factor activity.